Messenger RNA from Mizuhopecten yessoensis (Yesso scallop), 773 nucleotides. RefSeq lists its product as uncharacterized. Lineage: Eukaryota; Metazoa; Mollusca; Bivalvia; Pectinida; Pectinidae. The transcript has 6 exons. The record is from RefSeq and is a predicted model, not a curated record. The annotation marks the transcript as partial.
UGUGGUAUGAACCAAACGCCACCAGUGGAUCAACUCCGUCCAACACGUCUUACACACAGCUGCUCCAGGCUCUGUUUCAGAACGUACCAACAUCGAUUCCUAUCCAGGUACCAAGGCCUGAGUACAAACAGAAUGUCCUGGGUCAGACGAGCACCUCCCUCCUCGAUGUCAUCACUUUGAGUAACCAACUACGUGUAGGAUUUUUUCAUGAAUGUCUUCUCGGUGGCGACACGAACCACUUGAUCAAUGCGUUUCCUAGACUAAACGCUUCUACUUUAUCGAAUACGAGUUAUAUAUCCGCCGAUACCAAAUAUAACAUCAUGGGUGGUAGGACCUGUCAUCCCGGUGAUACCAGGAAUGGUCCAGACUUGUGCACUGAUUCCAUGGAGUUGUUUGAGAAGAUCCACAUGACGUAUUUGGAUAUAGAGGACCCGGAUGAAUCUCUAAAAUACUAUAGACACCAUAACUGUUUUGACACUAUUCGUCACAGACUGGGCUACCGUCUGUUUCUACACACGGUAGACCUGCCAACAGCGGCUUAUGUUGGGGAACUUAUGUGCAUCCACGUCAGUUUGGUAAACAAAGGAUUCGCUACCCCUGCCCGAAACGUAGACAUCUUCAUUGUCCUCAAACUCAACACAACGAUUGUAUAUCGGUUAGACCUGUCUGUCAACAAGGCUUUGGACAAACUAUGGCAGUCCGGUCUUGCAGAAAUACCACUGGUGACCAAAACGUUCCACUUAGCACAUGGCAUGCCUCCUGGACAAUAUAAG